Molecule: messenger RNA, 738 nt
Organism: Rodentolepis nana
Lineage: Eukaryota; Metazoa; Platyhelminthes; Cestoda; Cyclophyllidea; Hymenolepididae
Source: the annotation of a GenBank genome assembly
AUGGGAGCGGAUGAGUUUCACCCUGUAUCUCCCAACGCCUUAAUUGAUAGACCUCUUCCACCUCGUCCUCUAUCUGAAAGUCUUCUCCCUAAAGGAUCCCCGGAUCUUUCCUGUGUUGAAUCUAUUGUUGACAACGAACCCUACCCAUUCGCCUUCUCUAGCACCCCUCCUCGUACCAGAGCUGAAUUUAAUGGUUACCGGUCCAAUUCUAAAGACAAAGUGAAUAUAUUUCCUUCUCAUGAUUCUCCUAUCGCCUUUUCCUCCAGUCGUCCUGUGGCUGUCACUUGUGCACCUUGUGUCUCCUCCGCUUGUCCUCCUCAAUUCCAUCCUCCUAUCGUAUCUAUGGCCGCACAACGGUUACCCUCUAGCUUUCUUUCUGGUCACAGCUCCCGUUCCCACUCACUUCCCCGUGCAAACGGAAACAGCAUUUCAGGCGUUGCUGUUCCCUACUCUCCCGCUAUGAUGACUCGAAAUUUAGAUUGUGAAGCCCAUUUCAAUCGCAGUAUUGAACUCCGAAAUUCUCCUCGAUCACCCAGAAAUGAAAUUUCUGAACGGUUACAUAGGGCCAGCAUUGGUGCGUCAAUCGAUACUCGAAGUACCCCUCGCCAACCUUUCAACUCUGAUUCUCCCUCUGAACUCCCAAACCGUUUAGUAGCUAUUUUCGAUUAUAAUGCAAGAACCGACGAAGAAAUCUCACUGAGGAAAGGAGAUUCAAUGUUGGCCCUUAAUAUUAGGUAA